UGCUUCCUUCUGAUUUCCUUGUUCUGUGAUGAAAAGUCAUGUGAUCUAAAGCCUACUGAAGUCAAUCAGAGUCUUUUAUUGACUUCACUGAGCGUUGGAUCAGUCCUUAGUAAGCAGCUUUCUCCUUUCACUUGGGAAAUUGUUGCUAUAAAGUAUGCUCACCUGCCUCUCCCCACUCUUUGAUCUUUGCUGUGCCCCUGUGUGUCUGCGGACUCAGGAAGACUAUGGGCUCACUUUUGAAAAGUAAUACUGGUGACCAUAAAGACUGGAAACAUGUUUUUUUAAAUUAAAUUAAAACUUGCAUUGUGCAGAAGUGGAUGGUUAAUAUGUGACAGGUUAUGUCCCUUAAGAAGCUUUCAUAGAAAAACAAAUUAAAGCCCCAAUCUUAUAACUGGCUCCACCUGGGCAAACAGCUGCAUGUAUGCAGAGCCCUUUGAAGUCAGGGGCCUGAUUACACAGACCCAGUUACAGGCUUGGGACUAAGUCUUUAUGGAUACAGUGCUCUGAAUUCUCUCUAGAACUGCAUGCUAUGCAUGUUGUCAUUCCAAAACAUAUGAGGAAAUUAGCAUUAUAAACACAUACAUCACAAUCUCACUUGAAGCAAAAAGUCUAGUCUACUGUAAUUUAUGUAUUCUUAAUGUUAUGUAAAGCUGCCGCUCAAAUGUGACUGUAAGAUCUGUAACUUGUAUCAUUAAGGUCUGCAACAAGGUUGCAGACUUUGUAACUUCAGUUAUUGUUACCAUAGCCUUUUAAGUUUUGUAACCUUUCCAAGCUCUGUAACCUUUUCAAGUUACCACUUGUAUGAACUGCCAAGCUUUGUAAUAUCCCAUCACGCAAUCAGAGAGAGUGUGAACAAGGGAGUGUGUGUGUGGAAGAUAAGGGGGUGUGAACAAGAAAGUGUAUGGGGGACUGCAAGGAGAAAAGAGCCAGGAGCGUCUGAUGUAAUCUGCCCUGAGAAGGCAAUCACGGAGUGCUGUAAAGAAAAGAUCCACGAAAGGAACAGGGACUGGGAAUGCUUCUCGGUGAUGGACAUAGAAGAAAAACUCAGUGUACGUGACAGGAGCACCCACUUCUAAAAUAAAAGGAAGUAGCCGUGCACACAAGCUGCUGCUCCUUGACCUGUUCACCAGCCCAGAUCCGUGACUGCUGUUGGACACACCAGAUCUACCGCACUUCGGCUUCUUGGCUUCCCAUGCUGUCUCUGGUAACUCUCCACCUGUAUCAGUAAGUCUCAGUGCCUGGUGUACUCUGAUCUCUUCAGCAGAGAAUCUAUAAAUCAGUUGUCCAUUUUGCUGAAAGAAAUAGAAAAUGACCAAAGUUGAAAAGUUUGCUCUUCAUGUCCCAAGUCUAGAGGAACUUUCUGGGGUCCUGCAGAAUGGGCUUACAGAGAACUUUGCUGAUGUCCAGGUCUCUGUAGUAGAAUGCCCUGAUCUGACUCAUGAUCCCUUCAACUUCCCUGUUAAAGGAAUCUGUGGGAAUCCUAGAAUAGCAGAUGUGGGUGGUGUUCCUUAUCUUGUGCCUCUUGUACAAAAAGAUAAAGUUUAUGACCUGAACGCUGUUGCAAAGCAAAUAGAAUUGCCUGGAGCUUUCAUUCUUGGAGCUGGAGCUGGGUCCUCUAGGAUUCUUGGAGUAAAUGCUGAGUUUAUCCCAGUUGUUCAAGCUGAGAGUGAACAAAAGCCUGCUGUAAAUGCAAGUUACACCGCUCAGAUUAAUCCUGCAGAUGGAGGGUGCCUCCUGGAGAAGUACAGCAAGAAAUAUAGUGACUGUGAAUUUGGACUACUGGCCAACCUGUAUGCCAGUCAGGGCCAACCUGGCAAGGUUAUUGAAGUGAGAGCCAAUGGAAGAACUGGACAGCACAACUUUGUGACCUGUAUGAGACAAAUUAUAGAAAAAUGCUAUGGAGAUAAACCAGUUGGGAUAGGCGGUACAUUUGUCAUUCAAAAGGGGAAAGCAAAGAUUCAUAUCAUGCCCCCAGAAUUUUCUGCCUGUCCUUUAAACACUGAUGAGGAAGUGAAUAAUUGGCUCCAUUUUUUUGAAAUGAAGGCUCCGUUGAUAUGUCAGCCAAUACUAAUUUCCAGAGAUCCAGGGUUUGAUCUGCGAGUGGAGCACACCCAUUGUUUCAGUCACCAUGGUGAAGGAGGACACUACCAUAAUGACACUACGCCAGAUAGUGUGCAGUAUCUGGGAUAUUUUUUGCCUGCAGAACUUCUCUUUCGUAUUGAUAGACCCAAGGAGUCUCAUAUGGUUGGGAGAGAUUAAAUCCUUGGAUGCACACUUAGUUUGGAGUGUAAGGAUAGCCAUUUUUAAAAAUGAAAUAUUGGAUUUGAUAAGUCUUUUAAUUGACAUCAAGCACUCACAUGAAAAGUUGGCAUUUUAUUGCAGUCUUAGUCUUUUUAAAGAAUGGGACACAUUCAGAUUUUAGAUUGUUUGUUUGUGAUUUGAAAUAGUUAUUUGAAUUCAAAUUUUUAUACAAACAUCAAAGCCAAAUAGUUUGUAUUAAUGAUUUAUUUUGUUCCAUAUUGAUUACUUUACGCAGGCAUUACUAAGUGACUUUCUCUGGCUAUAGAAAGCCAUUAUUGAGAGCUCCACAUUCUAAAUGGAAGAAGAAAAGAGAUGCCAAUCAAGAAUCAUGUAACUACACUACAAUUCAGAAUCUGAUAUUGACAUGGCUGUGUGCCAUUUUAGCCAUAUGUGCUCUAGUGGGUUAUAUGUGGGUAAUGGGACUGGCCACUUAUUUUAAUCGGUAAUUACAAGAGACUUGUUUGAAAUAAGAAGGCACUUGUAGUUCCACUCAUGUAACUUCUAGCUCAGCAGAACUACAGGGUGGUGCAAUCCUACAACUACAAGAGUCAGUGGCAAUACUCCCAUUGAUUUUACUGAGAGUGUAGAGGACCUACAGGUAUGGAAAUGCAAACUUGUCAAGGAGGGACUUUUCUUGUUUUUUACUGGUGCUUACAAGCUAGCUAACUACUUAACAAGCAUAGGACCAUUUCUAGGAUUUUAAAUGCUCAUGUUACUAUCGUGCCAUGAGUGCUUGAUUAUUUUCUCAUACCAGUUUAAAUGAGGAAUAACUUUAUUGAAGUGAGUGGAGUUACAGUGGGCUGACUGGAGGAUCAGGCCCUGUUUGUUUCUAGUUUUGAAUAAGGCUGAAAUGCAGGAGCACUUUGUCAGUAUUCUUUUUUUUUUUUUUUCCUUUACAUGCUGAUGAUAUUUGUGUCCUAUUUGUCCUGCCAAUAAAGUUUUACUGAAUUGAA
Dermochelys coriacea (leatherback sea turtle) is the source of this 3254-nucleotide messenger RNA. It is a transcript of the gene BKGD, whose product is annotated as chromosome 1 C11orf54 homolog. The transcript has 9 exons. Gene Ontology annotation, molecular function: hydrolase activity, acting on ester bonds; zinc ion binding. Gene Ontology annotation, cellular component: nucleus. The record is from RefSeq and is a predicted model, not a curated record. NCBI's taxonomy places the organism in Eukaryota, Metazoa, Chordata, Testudines, Dermochelyidae. The coding region runs from base 1309 to 2259 and encodes 316 amino acids.